Macrosteles quadrilineatus (aster leafhopper) is the source of this 558-nucleotide messenger RNA. Its product is annotated as probable small nuclear ribonucleoprotein Sm D2. NCBI's taxonomy places the organism in Eukaryota, Metazoa, Arthropoda, Insecta, Hemiptera, Cicadellidae. Gene Ontology annotation, cellular component: catalytic step 2 spliceosome; U4/U6 x U5 tri-snRNP complex; precatalytic spliceosome. The record is from RefSeq and is a predicted model, not a curated record. The coding region runs from base 148 to 510 and encodes 120 amino acids. The transcript has 4 exons. Gene Ontology annotation, biological process: RNA splicing; spliceosomal snRNP assembly. Gene Ontology annotation, molecular function: RNA binding.
UUGGAUUGGAGCGAUUGGAGGAGCUGGUUGGUGAGGUUAAGACAGAAGAGGGAAGAGGUUAAGCUUUUAAGUUUCAUAGCACAAAAAAUCGUUCAAUACACGACGCUAGGAAUAAUUUAAGUGGAUUGAAUAAAGAAUCCCUUAAAAAUGUCUGCAGCUACAAAACCCAAGUCAGAAAUGAGCCAGGAAGAAUUAGCUAGGAGGGAAGAAGAGGAAUUCAACACGGGACCGUUGUCAGUUUUAACACAGUCUGUGAAAAACAAUACACAGGUUUUAAUCAACUGUAGAAAUAACAAGAAGCUGCUGGCUCGCGUAAAGGCAUUUGAUCGGCAUUGCAACAUGGUUCUGGAGAAUGUCAAGGAAAUGUGGACUGAACAACCUGCGACAGGAAAAGGAAAAAAGAAGUCCAAGCCAGUCAACAAGGACAGAUUUAUCUCCAAGAUGUUUCUCCGAGGCGAUUCAGUCAUUUUAGUGCUUAGGAAUCCUCUCGCCACUGCAGCUGGCAAAUAAUCUCAAACCUGUGAAUUCUUGAAAAUAUAAACUAUUUUUGCAAUUCUA